AUGCGUGCCAUCCAAAAGUCCAGGCACCUCUCCCGCCAUAUCCUCAAAGCGCAUGCUUUCCCGCACGUGAGAUACAGUUCCGUCGCAACAUCCACAAUCAAGCCUCUCACCUCCAUUCUCAUAGCAAAUAGAGGAGAGAUUGCGCUUCGAGUUGGUCGAACAGCAGCAGAGUACGGCAUUCGAACAACAACACUCUACACAGACCCCGAUGCUCGAUCACAACACGCUCUAAGCUCACCCUAUGCUGUGAACCUCGGCGAGCCUUCAGCCUACCUUGAUGGAGAUCGUAUAAUACAAAUUGCUAAAGAGCAGGGUUGUCAGGGUAUCCAUCCAGGCUAUGGCUUUCUGAGCGAGAACCCAACCUUCGCGCGGAAAUGUACAGAAGCAGGUCUAACCUUCAUUGGUCCACCGUGGCAAGCCAUUGAGUCUAUGGGAAGCAAGAGUGAGUCCAAAAAUAUAAUGACCGCAGCCGGUGUGCCAUGCAUCCCUGGGUACCAUGGCUCAAAUCAAGACCCCGAAUACCUCAAGAACGAGGCAGCGAAGAUUAGUUACCCAGUUCUCCUCAAAGCCGUAAAAGGCGGCGGCGGAAAAGGCAUGCGAAUCGUCAACAGUCCCGAAGAAUUUUUCGACCAACUCGCCUCUGCGAAAUCAGAAGCGCGGAACUCAUUUGGAGACGAAGUUAUGCUAGUAGAGAAGUACAUUACAACACCACGGCAUAUUGAAGUUCAGGUUUUUGCGGAUAAACACGGCAACUGUGUAGCCUUAGGGGAGCGGGAUUGUAGCAUUCAGAGACGACAUCAGAAGAUCUUGGAAGAGAGCCCAGCGCCACAUUUGAACGAGGAGAUCAGGCAGGAUAUUUGGGAAAAAGCGAGGGCGGCAGCUCUAGCGGUCAAAUAUGAGGGCGCGGGAACUGUGGAAUUCAUCUUCGACAACGACACGGGAGAAUUCUUCUUCAUGGAAAUGAACACGCGGCUGCAAGUUGAGCACCCCGUCACAGAGAUGGUCACAGGAGAAGAUCUAGUAAGAUGGCAGCUUAUUGUUGCAGAAGGUGGUCGUCUACCCCUAACUCAGGAUGAAGUAGAGCAAAGGAUUAAGGAGAGAGGUGCAGCCAUCGAAGCAAGGAUAUACGCAGAAAACCCCGACAUGAACUUCAUCCCAGAUUCAGGUAUUCUACUGCAUCUCCGCUCGCCCAAACCAAGCUCUACCGUACGGAUAGAUGCAGGUUUCGUUACCGGCGACGAGGUGUCAUCCCACUACGAUCCCAUGAUCGCAAAGCUCAUAGUCCAGGGCCCGACUCGCAAAGCGGCAAUACAGAAACUUCACUCUGCAUUAGAAGAAUAUGAAGUCGCGGGCCCAACCACCAACAUCGAAUUCUUGAAGCGGAUAUGUGUGAGUCCAGAUUUCAUCGCUGGUAACGUCGAAACAGGCUACAUUCAAAAACACCAUUCCGAACUCUUCACUCCGGAACCUCCACCACCAGAAGUCUACGCUCAAGCCGCACUCGGCCUCAUUCUGCAAGAGAUAUCUUCUUUUCAAGGGGGUGGGAGUGACCCUUUUGCUACACCACCAGUCACGGCCGCUGGUUUCGGCACUGGCUACCAACUCCGCGAAUACAAUCUCGUAGAAGUUGCCGCCGAUGGAAAAACCCCUCCUAUCCCCACAACCGCCCAAAUCCUGCAAACCGCACCCUCAAAAUUCAACAUCACCGUCGCAGGUCAAACAUACCAAAACGUAGCCUCCUCCUUCACACCCUCAACCUCAACUCUAACAACCUUCUACCCACAUACCCGCCUCUCCACCACUAUCAUCCCCAUCCCUUCCUCUCCACCCCUCACCUCCUUCGCCGCCGCCGCCACCACAUUCACAUUAUUCCAAGGCGGACGCCAAUAUCGGCUCGCUCUCGCCCUCCCUAAAUGGGCAGAAAAAGCCCUCGGAGUCAAAGAUGAGACGAAUUCCGUGCUAGCGCCUAUGCCAUGUAAAGUACUGAGAGUGGAAGUUAGGGAAGGGGAAGUGGUGAAGAGGGAUCAGCCGCUGGUGGUUAUUGAGAGUAUGAAGAUGGAGACGGUGAUUAGGAGUCCGGUAGAUGGGGUUGUGGGGAGGGUUGUUCAUGGCGUUGGGGAUUUGUGCAAAGCAGGGACGGCUUUGGUAGAAUUUGUGAGUGAGGAGAAGGAGGAGGGUAAUGAUGAGAAGUCCUGA
Molecule: messenger RNA, 2196 nt
Organism: Lindgomyces ingoldianus
Lineage: Eukaryota; Fungi; Ascomycota; Dothideomycetes; Pleosporales; Lindgomycetaceae
Product: methylcrotonoyl-CoA carboxylase subunit alpha mitochondrial precursor
Exons: 4
Coding region: 1-2196 (731 amino acids)
Cellular component (GO): mitochondrion
Molecular function (GO): metal ion binding; methylcrotonoyl-CoA carboxylase activity; ATP binding
Source: RefSeq, a predicted model, not a curated record